CAAGAUUUCGUAUUUAGUUAGGGAAUCCUAAAAAAUAAUUUUAUUGUCUUGUAAAUGUACAGUAACAUACUUAUAUAAGGUACUGACAGGUAUAAGUAUAUAUAUAUUAGCCGAUGUUUUGUUUGUUGUAAUCCAUCAGACAAACCGUCAGCAGUCUGGAUUAAAGGCGCGGAUUACUCAUAAAAAAAAAACUAACAGUGAUGAUUUCAUUGCAACUCUAAGGCCAAAUGCUCGUAUAAAAUGGCUUAUAGCACAGGCUUAUUCUUCUUGCUUCUAAGCACUUGCCAUGGACAGCUAGUUAAUACGCUGUCCCGGUCUCCUAAAAUAUCUGCCCAGAAAAUGAAUCAAAGUCCCUCGGAGUACACGAAUAUGCGCGCCGAAUUUAUAGCGGGCCUGAACAACGAAGACGUGAAGCUCAGUAUAGGAGAACUCAUUUUGAAGUAUGGAUAUCCCCUGGAAGAGCACGAGGUGCUCACCGAGGACGGCUACAUAUUGACAAUGUUCCGGAUACCGGGGAAAGGGCCCGUUGUAUUGCUCAUGCACGGACUGUUCGGGAGUGCUGAUGAUUUCGUGGUAGCAGGCCCCAAGAACAGUUUAGCUUACUUGCUGGCAAACGACGGGUACGAUGUGUGGCUGGGCAACGCCAGGGGGAACAAACACUCGCGCCGGCACGUCAGUCUCGAUCCCGCUGGGCCCGCAUUCUGGAAGUUCUCUUGGCAUGAAAUUGGUUACUACGACCUGCCGGCGAUGAUCGAUUACAGUCUAAACAUGACGAAUAGGAGGUCUCUGUACUACAUCGGUCACUCGCAGGGCACCACCACCUUCUUCGUUAUGGGCUCCGAGAGACCGGAAUACAAUGAGAAGGUUAUCCUAAUGAUAGCGCUAGCGCCAAGUGCCUACUUGUCAAACACAAAUUCACAAGCCACGCAAAUUUUAGCUCGUAGCGGGGGCCUCAUAAAAAAGGUGCUGAAUAACAACGGCAUAUACGAGCUACUGUCGGACACUCCACUAAUCCGCAUCGUGAAGAACAUCCUUUGUGAUGCAGGCCCAGUGGCGGAUAUCUUAUGCAAUAGAAUAGUUAUGAGCCUCAAUAUUUUCAGCUAUACUGAAUUAAACGCUACCCUCUUACCGGUGAUAUUUAGCCACGCGCCCUCCGGAGCGUCAAUUGGGCAAGUUAACCAUUACCUCCAGGGGAUCGUUUCGGGGGACUUCCGGCAAUACGACCACGGACCAGAUAGAAACAUGAAGAAAUAUGGCAGAGUAACACCUCCAAGUUACCCCCUGGCGAAGAUAUCGGCUCCUGUGGCUUUGUUUUUUAGCGACAGUGAUCUGGUUUGCUCGUCCCGUGAUGUUUAUAAGUUGCGCAGAAAGUUGUCCAACUGUGUCGAUAUGUAUAAAAUACCCAAUGAGUACCAUUUCGGUCACGUGGAUUUCAUAUGGGCGAAACACUUCAGAAAUGUUAUAUACAAGAGGAUAAUUAAAUUGUUAAAAACACACGUGUAAUCAUGUUUUUAUCUCAUCAAACCCAUAAAUGUGAAACGACAGCCAAGUUCGAUAUUACAAAUAAGCGUCGGUUCGACUCCGUCGAAAAAAAAUUUAAAUCUAUAUGUGUGCCAAGUUCUGUGUAGAAAGUCUUAAAAAUUACCAAUUAUAAGAACAAGCAACAUUAUAAAAUUAAUUUAUACAACAGUGUCUUGUUUCUUGGUACUACUACUAUGUUUACUAAUUAAUAGGUAUUAUAAAUUCUUAAUUUUAACAGACAAUUAUUUACACAAUGCAUUUAUUUCAUUUGGGACGUAAUCACAAGAUCAAGAUUUGCCUUAAUAAUUUAUAAUAACGGAGUCGAAACGACGCGCAUUCGUAAUAUUGAACUUGGCUCUCAUUUCACAUUUAUGUUUUUGAUGAGAUAUUGAUUUAUUUAUUCAUUAGUGCAAGUAUGUGUGGACUUAAUGCUAAAAGCAUUCUCUCCCAGUCAACCAUAGGGAAGUGUCAGAAUACUCGAAUGCGGUACUACUAAUUAUUAGACAUCAUUACUUUUUGUACAGAAAUUUUUAAUAUUAAUCAUUAAAAUAUU
Messenger RNA from Galleria mellonella (greater wax moth), 2074 nucleotides. Its product is annotated as lipase 1-like. NCBI's taxonomy places the organism in Eukaryota, Metazoa, Arthropoda, Insecta, Lepidoptera, Pyralidae. The record is from RefSeq and is a predicted model, not a curated record. The transcript has a single exon. The coding region runs from base 241 to 1503 and encodes 420 amino acids. Gene Ontology annotation, biological process: lipid metabolic process. Gene Ontology annotation, molecular function: hydrolase activity, acting on ester bonds.